Molecule: messenger RNA, 4066 nt
Organism: Porites lobata
Lineage: Eukaryota; Metazoa; Cnidaria; Anthozoa; Scleractinia; Poritidae
Source: the annotation of a GenBank genome assembly
GUUUUCAUAAAAAUCCCAGUCGAAGAUCGAGAUUUGGAUGGCGUAUUUAACUUUCCCUGCCAAUCUUCAUGGAAUGGCUGUGCCGUUGUUUUGACGCAUGGCGCCGGCGGAGAUAUGAACUACCUUCAUGUGGAGAAACUUGCUGCUCACCUUGCAAGCACUGGAAUUCUCUGCUUGAGGUUUACUUGCCGAACAAGAAAUUUCCAGUAUAGGAAGGAAUGCUUUACUGCAGUUGUGGUAAGCUGUAAUGAAAUAAGGUCUAUGUUUCUACCUUUCGUGUUUUGGCUGUCUAGACGCUGGGGGGCAGGGAUGGGUGAGAAAAUGGGGGGACUGUAAAUUUUAGCCACUACAAAGAGGGGGAUCCUGAGGUAGAUUAUUUGUUAUUGAGCGGGGCUUUGAAAUUUGAAAGAGGCAGAGUCUUAAAUAAAUAGGAACAAGAUAUUUUAGUAUACUAAUAACUGAGUUGGGUACCCCGGGUUUUAUGGCUUGGAGCCUUUGGGAUCCCUAUGAUUCUUCUUAGAGUACAGUCUAGCACAGUAUUGUGGUGCAAUCAAGGAGUAUGAUUUAUAAUUACAAAGGAUGAGGAUGAAGUUAGAGUGGAGUUUGGCAGCUUGGGUGAAACGUCCAAGGACGAGCUAGCUCUUAUGACCACCACACGCAGUGGUGGAGUGGCAGGCUCCUGGAAAACGGAAAAUCACAUGAGAGCCACUGGAGGCCCACAUAAAUGGAGCUUAAGCUGCUUUCUGUAUCAUGAUUCGAGCAACUGACAUAUUGCUACUGCUCCUAGGAGGGAAAAUCACCACUAUUCAUUUGCUCUACCCAGUGGAAAGACACUGAGGGAAAAGUUUCUUUUCUUUAUAAAACAAACAAGAUAUUAAACACCAUGGUUUUGGUGUGGCUUCAAGCCAGUAACAUGUAGAUCUGAAGUCCAAUAUGCAAUUAAACCGCUACAUCACUGCGUCCUCAGAAAUAAUGGUAUGCUUACAUACAGUAAAACUGUUUAGUGUGUGUGUGUGUGUGAAAGUGGGGGCGGGGGGAGUAUUGAAAUGCUCAUCUAAUAGAAUAGGGGGGACCCUGGGAGGGACCUGAAAAAUCCAGUUUUGGUAGAUGGGGGGGGGGGGUCAUGGAGAAAAAAUUAAGAAUUGUUAAUUUCUCACCCAUUACCCGCUCCCUCCUACAAAUAAUGAACAGUCUCUUAUUAAGCAGAAUUGAAGCUUAUUAUGGUGGAUUAGUGUUGUGAAAUCCAUUUGUAUUGUAAUACAUGAACUGUUACUAAGAAAAGAUAUGUGUAAAGAGGAGGAAAGAGGAAUGUAGAAGUGCCCUGUCGUGUUCAAGUGUGUUUUUGUUGCAAAGUCAAAACGAAAUUGAAGUUGUUAAACUUCAAAGUCAAAUCACUUUUCAUUUCUCCCCACCCGGAGAGCUUCAGCAUUAACUAAACUAUUCCUACCAAUUCUCGUGCCUUAGGUGUGAGUUUCACUUCUGUGGAUCAAUAACUUUGAAGGCCUCUGGACCCAUUACUCACAUACAGGCUUAGAAUGUAAAAUAAACUAUUAGUGGUUUAUUUUACAUUUUAAGCCUGUAUUUGAGUAUAAGGCUAAUUUUUUUGACAAGUUGAAAAAUUUGUGUGGACACUUUGUUCACACAGGACUAUUCAAUAUUUUUUUUCUGUUCCUAUGGAACUUGAAACAGCUAGGUGUCUAAAUUUUUGUAUGUUUAAGGCGGUUCUGUGUGAAAAGAACACCAGCCUAUAGUUGUAGCACAAUUUUUCAACUGUUCGAUAAUUUGUCUGGUUCUGUGUGAACGUAGCGGAAGAACCAAUGUAAGAAAGAAGGUCAAAGGGAAUGAUCAUACUUUCUGCAAAAUCUUUGGGUUAAGAGAAGACUGCAAGGGGUAUAUAGUUAACGUCACAGAAAGUGUGGCAUACCAGGUUAUAUUUGUGAGUUGUUUGAGUCAAAACCCAAACGAGCAAGGUAUGAGUGCACGAGGGCUUUUGACACAAACAAUGAGUGAAGAGAACCCCGUACAAAGCACUUUCUAUGAUGUGAACUGUUUGCUACACAUAGCAUGAGAAUUUUCACUGGAAUAGUCUUCUUAAUGUAACGCAUAUUACUUAAAGCAAAUCACAAAUAGUAGAACCAAAAACAAAAUGUACUAACAAAAGUUAAAUCUACAAAGUAAGUCACCAACGACAGACCUCAGCGAUGUGGGCUUGUAUUAGCGUUCUCCAUCUUUCCUUCGAACUUGAAGUAGAAAAUUGGUGAUUAACACAUCAAGGUCUCUUGCAUCAAUAUUUUCCAACUCUCUCGGCUCGUUCCUUGAAACAUACUAAAAGCUUUUUCAACAAAGAAACAUCUCUCUGUGUUUUGCUUAAUGUGUUCUUGUUUUCUUGAUGCUACACAACCUCUUCUAAGGAGCAACCAACUGACACAAACCUGUUAUAAUUUUCCCUCGUGUCCACCAUUUUCUGAAGAAAAAUUUGGAGGUGCCGCUAAAAAGCCGCCAAAUUUGGAAUUAAGCCAUUUGAAUGAAAACAAUGAACGACUCUGAUUGAAUCAGAAAGGCAUUUAAGUUGUUGUUGAUUGGUUAUACUUCCACAUGUGAAAACAGCUGUACGCCAUUCUAACUGGCCUUGUAAGCUUUCCUCACUUUUGAAAAUAAAGCGAUAGAUUUCUACAAUUGAAGCUUUACAAAAUAAAAUUCUCAUGAUACAUGUAAUAAAAACAUUUUCUUGAGAACUUCAGAACUCUUCGGAAUGUUUUUGGAAAUAUUCGUAAGGUCUUUGGAAAUCAUCUGUUGCUUUAAGAUAUGAUCCGUUCCCCUACAAAAACCUUGGCACUCUCCCAGAAAUAAGUCUCAUAUUUAUGACUCUCAAAAGGUUGGCAGGUAAACUAAACUAUGUCGAAAUUGAUUCUGACAAUGUUUAUCUUUUUUGCUCACUCUUUUAUCACUGAGGAUAAUAAUAAGAAACUACUGUCUUGAAUCUGAGGAGCCGUAUUGGGCCACCUAUUCUUGGCAACCAUAAUCCCCUUGCAUUUUGUGGUCCAUGUUUAAGGCGUUAUGUUAGAGCAAUAUUUUAUUUUCUUUGACCUGCAGGAAUUCCUAAGAAAUUUUGAAGAAUUUCCAGUAAGGGUGUGUGUCAUAGCAGGUACUUCUCAUCAUGAUUCUGAUCGUAAAUCGUAUUCAAAUACCAAUGAUAAAUUACAAUCCUCAGAGCACGGCAGAACUCAAAGCAGAGGUAUUUUUAGCCAAGCACGCCGUGUGCAAACUAAACUGUGUUAUUGCGUAUAACAAGCUAGCUUCAAAGUGUCAGCAUUUUGUGAAUUGGUGUUUAGCUGUGUGCAAUGUUAGUAUUUUGGUGUGGACAAUUUGGUGGCAAAACUUGUGCCUUCACUUACCGAUUGCUCUGCAGAUUGGGGUAAACUCCUACACUCGUUAGUGUGAGUUGGUUUUUUUUGUGGUCUAUGGUCUUAACAAUAAUUGUGUUAAAGUUUUAGUUAUUGCCCCCAAAGGUUGGAUUUCGAAGGCAUGAUCUUUGCUGGGCUAGUUCACAGAGAAAGAAAAAAGAGAGAAAGGCUCACUUCCCAACAACCAAGUCAUAAAUCGUAUGGAGAUUGUUUAAUACCUUUAAAGGUUGUCCUUAUUAAAAACAUGUAACAUAAAGUAAUAUGGUCCUAAUAUUAUCAUUGAAGGUCGUUCAAUGGGUGCACGGGCUGCAGCAGAAGUGGUAUCAAACAGCAGCCUUACAACAGACUUUGUUUAUGGUGUAGCUUGUUUGUCAUACCCUCUUCAUACACCAAGAAAAACUUCAGAGCUUCGAGUAUCACCCCUUCUCCAUGUUGGUGUGCCUGUGCUGUUCAUUAAUGGUAGAAAAGAUCCAUUUUGUAGGGCAGAUUUAAUGGAGAAUACUGCUCUGAAUAGAAUGGCAAAUGAUUGGACUAUGCAUUGGGUGGAUAGUGCUGAUCAUGAGCUUAAGGUGAAUGGCAAAGUUAACAACGAAAUCAUCUCCAAUAUGUGUGAGUGGUUUGUACAAUGGUGCCAGUCUGUAUUCAUGGCAGAACGAUCAUGA